Molecule: messenger RNA, 986 nt
Organism: Amoebophrya sp. A25
Lineage: Eukaryota; Dinophyceae; Syndiniales; Amoebophryaceae
Source: the annotation of a GenBank genome assembly
AUGUAUAUUAGCCAAACUCUGCGCGUGAUCAUGACUGCAACAGUGACAACGCAGCCGCAGAGGAACGAGUUGGAGUCACGUGCUAUCCCCAGUUGGCAGAAAGAAGCACCUACUGUACACAAAGGAAAGAGUAUAAUCAAGGACGACCCGGAGGCGGCUCGACUGCUUUGUGAAGACGUGCUCAGAGCUGGCUUGAACGAUAAUAUGCUUGCGGAAGAUGAUGACGCGUUUGCUACGUCGCCACAGCAGGCUACGACUCUGCAAAUAGAGGACUUGCCUGUAGCUCGGGAGGCAGCACGAAAUACCUCGGUAAACUCGAGAAGAAAUCUUCCGGCUGGGUGUACUCGCGAAGGUUAUUUGCACAAAAGGGCAGGGUUUUUGCGAUGGACAGUCCGAUAUUUUCGCCUCGAUGCGCGCGGUGUUCUCUGUUGGUGGCGCCCCACCUUCGCCGAGCAAGUUCGACUGCAGCGGCCUGCGUGUUUGAACGAAGGUCAAAGUCCCAAUACCGCUGUUGCGUCAAGCGGAGGCACGACAUCAUCUGGCGCCCCCUCCGCGUCCAGCGGCGCAAAGAGUAAACCUGUGCGAGCUCUUCUUGUUGCAGAAGCACGUGCUAUCGAAAUCCGUGCUGCGAGCUUUCCCUUUAGUACGAGAGUGGUUAUCAAGUGGCCGGAUUACACUCUGGAAUUGCGGGCCGAACGCGAACCGGCCAUACGCGACUGGUACGAAAAGCUUUUAGCUGUGUGGAAUGCGGCACUAAAAGAUCCAGGAUGAAAAUGCAUGACAAUGAGACCAGUGCAGAUCACUGAGCAUUCUCCAUGCUGGAAAAAUGAGAAAUGAGCCAUCACCUUAAACACAAUAGAACUGAUAAAUGCUCUGCGUAUUUUCUGCAACGAGCAUAGUCAAUCAAUCUUGGACGCAACCGCAAGCCAGUAGAGUCCUACGCGGUGGGACAUCAUUGGAGUGCGCGAAGCAGGCGGCUGCUAUUG